Alternaria burnsii is the source of this 2559-nucleotide messenger RNA. Its product is annotated as sh3 domain signaling protein. The transcript is spliced from 7 exons. Gene Ontology annotation, cellular component: actin cortical patch; Rvs161p-Rvs167p complex; medial cortex. Lineage: Eukaryota; Fungi; Ascomycota; Dothideomycetes; Pleosporales; Pleosporaceae. Gene Ontology annotation, biological process: plasma membrane tubulation; actin cortical patch localization; endocytosis. Gene Ontology annotation, molecular function: lipid binding; protein binding. The record is from RefSeq and is a predicted model, not a curated record. Bases 1 to 2559 code for a protein of 852 amino acids.
AUGCAGCGCAUGCAGAGGAUUACGGGGCGUUUCCUCACCAGGACGCCCAAUGAAGCCGAUGUCGAAUCCAUGUUGAAGGACUUUAACGACUCCAAGACUAUGUUGGAAAAGCUCGAAGCGUCAGCAAAGCAAUGGCGGGACGCGUGGACCAACAUCCUCAACCAUCAACUCACUUCGGUCGAGCUACUAUACACCAUUUUCAAACCACUCGGCGGCGAAGGCUCCAACAGCACCCAUGUACAUGCCGAAACUCCUUCUGCCGUCCUGGAGCGUGUCCACGCCCUCCAUGAAGCCUUUUCGGAACUGAAGACGGAUAUGAUGGAGGAGGUCAAAGACAUCGACAGGAAACUGGUCAUACCGGCAAAGCUCGCUCGAGAUGCAUUGAAGCCCAUGGAGAAGGCUAUCAAGAAGCGGGAAGAUGCGAAGGUCGAUUAUGAGCGCUACAAGAGCCGCUGCGAAGCCCUCCAGGCCAAGAAGACGCGUUCGGAGCGCGAAAACAGCGCUCUCGCCAAACACGAAGUCGAUCUCGAGCGCUCUACCCACGCAUACCAGCUUGCUGACGAGAAUCUACGAGAACGUCUACCACGUCUGAACGCCGCGACCUUCUCAAUCCUACCGCACCUCCUAGCGAACCAGAUCGUCCUACAGAACAACUUGAUUGGGAACUUGUAUACUGUACUGCACCAGUACUCUCACGAGCAAGGAUACCCCGACCCACCACCUGAGCCGGAAGAAGUCAUACCAUUAUGGGACUCAAACUUCACACCACUGCGCCAGGAGAUGGAGACAAGCUUGGGCUUGCUCAAGACCGGCAAGGCAGUCCACAUGCCGAUGCGACUACCGGACAAGGGAGAUACACUGACAGGCCUAGGCAUUAGAAAUAAGGUCAUGCCUGGUAGGAGAGCCAGCAGCAACGACAGUGUGCCUACCAUCACCGGAGGCGGACGACCUGCGCGACCAUCCCAGACCCUUUCGUCCACUUCCGAAAGCGGUCCACCUAUAAGUCUCUCUAGCAAGCCUUCAUACAGCUCUCUUAGCGCCUCAAAGCCAAAGAUAGGUGGCUCACCCCAUCUGAGCGCUGGUCAGGACAUGUAUGGCCGCCGUGCCUCCUCCACCUCCCAGGCUUCCUCGUACUCAAAUGGAACAAAUGGUGAUUCCUACUUUAACAAAACCCCUGCCUCGAAUGGAUCGACUCCAAGCGGUUAUCCCUCAUCGCCUAACCCAGCAGCAGGGAAGAAAAAGCCGCCUCCACCGCCCCCUAAGAAGAUUGGAUCGUUUCAGUCUGAGUACGUGACGGCCAUGUAUGAUUUCGACAGUCUUACUCCUGGCGACUUAAACUUCAGAGAGGGCGACCGUAUUCGCGUGGUGAAGAAGACUGAAAGCUCGCAAGACUGUAUGAACGAGAAGACGACUGAACAGACUAGCAGCGCAUUGAGACCACCCUUCUCCUCUCGUCCGAUUCCACCUCCCUCCACGGCUGCAAACUCCAGCAACCCCACAGCACGUGAACUCGUGCAUCAAAAUGGUCAUAUCGACCCCAACCAGGGUCACGCUUUGGCGAGCGGGCAGCCUGUGCUGGACUCAGUCACAACCAUACCGCUAACGCCGGAAGACUCUCUUCCCACCAUAAGCGGCAGGAACAACGAGGCAUACCUCGCCAACGAUGACCCUCGCCAGUUCCUGAAACAGGAUCUCGACCUCUCGCGCCUCAAUCGCAUACAUGGACACCUAUGGAUGGCAGGCCGGCCGAUGCGCGCUAGACCGUUGCACAGAUACAGGAUGCUGGGCAUGGAAGUGCUAGGCACACAACAGAUGGACCUACAUUUGUUGAAAUAUUCAAACAAACUGCUAGUCAAGCCGCUGUCAGAGUGGAUGCUCAGCUAUGACUUUUGGAGAGAGCACAUCUGCCAACCAGGCGAUGCUGAUUUUAACAACAAUGUCAAGAGAGAAGAAGGCUGGCUGUGGAAGAGUGCCGCAGGGUUUCUGGUGAGCUAUGUAUGGCUCAUCACUACACCACUCGACUUGAAGAUUGCACACGAAUGCACGCUCCUACCAAGUUUCAUAACUUGGCACUGGUGGAAAGACUUUGUGAGGGAUUUCAUGCACCAUGUGGAUAUCAACACGCUACAUCAGGUGAAUAAGCGGUAUCAGUUCGGCGAUCUGAGGUUAGGAAGAAUCAACAGCACCUAUCGGAUACGGUAUGCACAUACGCACUUUGUUAGAGGAUAUCUCUACGGAUACAAUCGCUACGUGAUCUUCUUCCAGCGAAACUUCUCUUGGAUCCUUAUCGUAUUCGUCUUCUUCAGUCUCGUCCUUUCCGCUAUGCAAGUCGGUUCAGGCCUCAAAGAACUCGAAGAUAACUAUGCAUUCCUUCGCGCCAGUUACGUUUUCGUUGUGUUUAGCAUGAUUUCCGUAGUUGCUGUGCUUGCAUUUGUGACUAUCGUCUUUAUCGGCAUCUUUCUCUUCAACAUGGUAAAAGCGAUUGCGCACGCGGCAAGUGAACCAAAGAAGAGGACAAAAGCAGCCGAGCAGAAGCAAGAGGCGGGUAAGAAUGUAUGA